UGUUGCUCUCACGCUAACGUGCGAGAUUCAGACCCAACUGCGCGGUCGCAUUCUGCCUCUACUUCCCCCCUCCCCCGCGGCCUGGCUUGAGAUGAGUGGAAGAUGUCGGUUUCGGGGCUGAAGGCCGAAUUGAAGUUUUUGGAGUCAAUUUUUGACCCAAAUCACGAACGAUUCAGAAUCAUUGACUGGAAGCCCGAUGAGCUUAGUUGUCAGUUCAAUGUAACAGGGGAAAAGCUGCUGAUAAUACACUGCAACAUCACGGAGUCCUAUCCUUCAACAUCCCCGAUAUGGUUUGUUGACUCUGAUGAUCCAAGUCUUGCAGAAGUGUUGGAGCGCUUGGAGGACGUAAGGAAAGGCAGCUCUUUGCUCCUUCAGCAGCUUAAGCGACUCAUAUGCGACCUCUGUCGCCUGUACAACCUGCCUCAACAUCCUGAUGUAGAGAUGCUUGAUCAGCCUCUACCAGCCGGGCCCAUCAACCCAGAGCGCAAGCACGGGCCUGCAGAUGAGGUGACAUCUGAAGAGGAGGAGGAAGAAGAGAUGGGAGAGCAGGACAUCGAGGAUCUCGACCAUUAUGAGAUGAAAGAGGAGGAGCCUGUAGAUGGAAAGAAGUCAGAGGACGAUGGAAUAGAGAAGGAAAAUCUGGCCAUCUUGGAGAAGAUUCGUAAAAACCAGAGGCAGGACCACUUGAACGUAAGUGCUCAUUCGGGUGCAGUCUCUGGUUCAGUCCAAGCCUCUGAUCGUCUUAUGAAGGAACUCCGGGAGAUCUACAGAUCACAGAGUUAUAAGACAGGUAUUUAUUCAGUGGAACUAGUCAGUGACAGCCUAUAUGAGUGGCAUGUCAAAAUAAGGACGGUAGACCCAGACAGUCCCCUGCAUAGUGACUUGCUGGUCUUAAAAGAGAAGGAAGGCGUGGACUACAUUCUACUAAAUUUUGCAUAUAAAGAUAAUUUUCCUUUUGAUCCACCUUUUGUACGAGUAGUUUCACCUGUGCUCUCUGGAGGUUAUGUCCUUGGUGGGGGAGCCUUGUGUAUGGAACUGCUCACAAAACAGGGAUGGAGCAGUGCCUAUUCCAUAGAGUCUGUUAUCAUGCAGAUUAAUGCUACCCUAGUCAAGGGAAAAGCCAGAGUGCAGUUUGGAGCCAAUAAGAAUCAGUACAAUCUUGCAAGAGCACAACAGUCGUACAAAUCCCUUGUGCAGAUUCAUGAAAAGAAUGGCUGGUACACACCUCCUAAAGAGGAUGGAUAAGAAGCCACUUCCUUAAUGCACUGGGAACAUGUCUGGGUCAAAAGCUCCUUUUAUUUUUUCUUCUUUUUUUUGUGAACUUUUUUUUUGUGAACUUUUGACUAACUGGGAGUAUAUCAUCGUACUCAUGGAAACCUUCUGACAAAUCCUUCCAUCUUGUUGACUCAGUAGACUCAUUUGGCUGUACCACUGUGGGAAAGAGACUCCUGC
This is a messenger RNA of Hypomesus transpacificus, 1452 nucleotides long. RefSeq names its product ubiquitin-conjugating enzyme E2 Q2-like. The record is from RefSeq and is a predicted model, not a curated record. Bases 103 to 1245 code for a protein of 380 amino acids. The transcript has 13 exons. NCBI's taxonomy places the organism in Eukaryota, Metazoa, Chordata, Actinopteri, Osmeriformes, Osmeridae.